Molecule: messenger RNA, 396 nt
Organism: Vicia faba (fava bean)
Lineage: Eukaryota; Viridiplantae; Streptophyta; Magnoliopsida; Fabales; Fabaceae
Source: the annotation of a GenBank genome assembly
AUGGCCAUCCCUAUAAUUUCGUAUUCAUUAACGAAGUUAUGUCGGGAGGCUUCUAAGAAAUCAAAGAGCAUUCACUGUCUGUGUAAUGACUGUUUGAAAUCCGCGAAGUAUCGCAAGUCAAUAUUUAAGAGGAUUUUGAGUGUCUCAAUGUAUAAGCCUAGAGCAGCUGAGUCUGCAAUAAAGAAAAAAUAUAGGAGACUUUCUGUUCAGUUCCAUCCAGAUAAAAAUCUCGAUCCAGAGGCACACAAGUACUUUGUUAAGCAUAUUGCUAAGGCUUAUCAAGCUCUAAUUGAUCCAGUGGCUCGUGAAAAUUAUGAAAAAUAUGGCCAUAAAACUGAAAUAAUUAUGAGCAACAACUCUUCUGAUGAACAAAUCUUGACUUCUGAAUCUAAGUAG